Messenger RNA from Salvia miltiorrhiza (redroot sage), 2327 nucleotides. RefSeq names its product calmodulin-binding protein 60 A-like. The transcript is spliced from 9 exons. Bases 265 to 2040 code for a protein of 591 amino acids. Gene Ontology annotation, molecular function: DNA-binding transcription factor activity; sequence-specific DNA binding; calmodulin binding. NCBI's taxonomy places the organism in Eukaryota, Viridiplantae, Streptophyta, Magnoliopsida, Lamiales, Lamiaceae. The record is from RefSeq and is a predicted model, not a curated record. Gene Ontology annotation, cellular component: nucleus. Gene Ontology annotation, biological process: regulation of salicylic acid biosynthetic process.
UUUAAAUUUAUUAUGAGUUGGAUAAGUGCAUCAUAUAACCAAAAGGGCGUCUACUUUUACAAAAACAGACUCACAAAUGGCAAAAUCUAGUACGCCUCCACAGGUAUAAUGUAGUGUAGUAGAGUGUGUGUUGGUGGAUUUGUACACUCCACUCGGUUUUUGGGCCCCCUAAUCAUCAUUUCCGACAAUAUAAAUACUACUCAGUUCGGAAAGAAUCAUUAUAUUUUAUCGUUGGAACAUUCUUCACUAAAUUUGUGUAGAGAGAUGGAGCAUGAUGAAAUUAAUGGUGCUUCAUCAGAUCCUGGCCAAGCUCUUGCUCUAACUAUACGAAAGAUAAUGGAAAAGGAAUUGGAACCUUUGGUGUUAAAAAUGGUUAGUGCAGUGAUAAAGCCGAUGGUCAUCACUACCGUCCAACAAGAGAUAGUACCACUUGCUGAGGAUCUAAUCCGUAGAGUGGUCAAAGAGGUUUUUCAACCUGUUGAAGAGAAGCUUUUGAAUGGAGGGAGUCGGGAUGAGUUGCCAAAGGGAGGGAGUUUACAGCUGAAGUUCUUAGAUGAUGUAUCCGAUACGGUGACAGGUGAGGAGCUAAAAGGGAUCAAAUAUGAAUGCCUGAAGUUGGCUCUGCUCAAUCCAGAUGGGAACAUCGUGGCCUCUGGCCGUGAAUCCUCUGCAAAGGUGGAGAUAUUACUCCUCCAUGACAAUGGAAAUGAUGAUAUCACUAUUGAAAAUUUUGAGAGAAGCAUCAUUCAAACAGGAGAAAAGAAGAAGCCUCACUUUGCUAAAAGUGUGUAUAUAUCUCUCAAGGAAGGUGUUGGGGAUUUAAAUGGCCUCAAGUUGGGACAUGACAAAGACUGGAUUAAGCUGUGCAACUGCAGGCUAGGGGCGAGGAUCGGGCAGAAUCUCGAGGGAACUACAGUGCAGGAAGCAUGGACGCUGCCAUUUAAGGUCACAGACAAGCGUGACAAACAGUACGACAAACAUCCCCUUCCGUUUCUUUCUUCUGAAGUUUGGAGAUUGGAGGGAGUUUGCAGAAAUGGCAAGCGAUGUGAUCGCCUGAAAGACAAAAACAUCAAGACUUUGCAAGAUUUCCUGUUUUGGUUCCAUGUCAAUCCUGAGGAGCUCCAAAAACAAAUACUACGUGUUGGUGAUGGCGCAUGGAAGACAACAGUCACUCAUGCUGAGACCUGCAUUGUUGAUGAUAAGAAGAUGUACUCUCACAAAUCUUCCACAGAACCUCAAAUGCGUGUUGUUUAUGAUGUUGUGGGAGAACUGAAGGGGGUAAUUGACGAGUCCCACUUUGUCCCAAUUCAUAAUCUGUCUCCUGAUAGAAAGGAUCGUGCACGCAACUUACUCAGCUCGGUAUUGGAAGUGUCUGCAUUUGGAGAACGAUACAACAAUGUUGAAGCUUCCCUUCUCCAUGAGCUCCCAUUGCAGCACUGUUGGAAUGGCAGUGGCCUCACACUGUCUGAAAAUAUGAAAGGAUAUGAUUCUGGGCCGUCGUCUGACUCUCUUGGAUCAAAAGAAAUGGGAGAGCUAUGCAACCCCACCUCCGGCCUGUCUCCUGCAGAUCCCGUACCUCGAGUAAGUAGAGAUGGUGAGAUCCACAAAUGUGUUGGGAAUAAUAAAGUGAAAUAUGUGGAGGAUUUCAGACAUUUCGAGAACCAUUCUUGUCCUACAAGUAUGCUGCUUAUGUCAGAAAAUAACAAGCACAAGCGCUCAUUUGCAGCAUCGAGCAGCGGGCGUUCAAACGACUCGUUUGACAGUGCAAGGUCAGCAAUGGAGAAGGGGUGGUUUGAUGAUGAGGACUGCUAUCGCCCUGGUCCUCCCAGUCCAGACCUCAUGCUGCCUUAUGCCGACGACACUUACAGCUACAACACUCGGGCUUCUGGCCAUUGCUACGAGGAGACGUCGCGUGGGCAUGGUUGUGAUGAAGUCGAUCCGCCAAAAGGGUGGAAGAAGUUGUACAGGCUAUGGUCCACAUUAAGGGAAAGGGUGUCUGUAGAUGUUAGUAGUAGCCACAAGAAGAGGAGAGUUGGUUAACCAUGGCUCGUAUUGUUCGAGUACCGGUGUGUGUGACUGUCUCACGGGUUAAGAUCCGAGCUCAUUUCCGGUGCUAUAUUGAAUUCGUUUAUGUGCACCGUUUCAUGGAUCUUGAUCCGUGAGAUGGACUCACACGACACUUUUUUUUAUAUUUUUUUUAUUAUUAUUUUGGCUUUAGUUGUUUCUUGUGUACAUGAAGGAACCGGUUUGCACAUGAGAUCCUCUAUUCCACUAUUUUGUGUGUACCACUCUUAAUUUAUUAUAAUUUUUAAUUAUAUUUUCUUCAA